AAUAGACGCAAGUGUCUGUGAGUUGUGCAAUGUUUGGUGAUAAUUUGAGAUAGAUACCAGUCACUAGUGUCACUCUUACAAUAUUUAAACGUCUAAUGAUGGAUGAUCUGAUCAAUUCGAUGAAUGAUCCUGUGGAUUCUUUUGAUUUUAAAUCAAUUAUUCCUUCUGUUGAUUCACUCUAUCGAGAUGAAGUUAGUAACUACUUUCAAUCAAUUGACACGAAAUUUGAUAAGGAAACAGAAACAAUCAAAGUUGAAAGCUGGAUAGAAUGGGCAAAGCGACUCAAAUAUCUAAAGCUGGUAAACACUGAUGUACCAGAUUGGAUAUUACCGAAAAAUUGCUCAGGGGAAUUAAUCGAUGCUAAAGUAUUUUGUGCCAGGGGACCUGAUGAUUCUAUUUAUGAUACAUACACAUUGGUCAGGGACCGGGUUGCAAGAGGAAACUGUUUCUUAAGGAUUACAAGAGGACCUAACAAAGGAUCAAGAUGUAUUCUGUAUGCUCUUAAAAAGUUUACUGGAGGCUUGGGGGAUGAUGAUGACAGAGACAAGGGAGAUAAUGUCACUUGGAAAAAAUAUUUUAUUAAACCUCUUGAUGCAGCCAAAAGAGUAGUAGCUACAAGAAAAGCAAAUGGAGAGGCUGCUCAUAUGAGCUGUAUACAACUUGAUGGCCAGUUUCUUAUAUGUGCUGGUUCUAAAAAUGUUCACAUACUUAUUAGAAAUAGAGGGGAUAUAUCAUUUUAUAAAGGAGACAGAUAUAGGAUAGCUUCUGAGGUUUGCCACUCAAUUAUGGAUUUUUUAGAAAAUAUGGAAGCAUCACAAAAAGAAAGGCUGUUGAGAUUUCUUGUUGUGACUAGGUUUACUGCUGUUUUUGAAAUAUUAUCACCAAAGCAUCAACAUGUUGAAAAUCUUUCAUACUUAGAUAAACCUGUAGUUAAAUUUAUAACAUGGACAUCUACAGAACUGGAGCCUAUGCCAGACCAGAAGCUCUGCACUGUGCCACCACACAUAGGAAUAGAGAUUGCAAAAGCUUUAGGCUUGUCAACAAUAGAUUAUGAAGUUAUUGGAAGUGAUGAUAUACAAAAAAGGAUGAAACAGAUUAGACAGGGCUACCAGUACGAGGGUGAAGUUCUUUACUUCUUAGAUGAGAGCAACAUUGUCAUAGGUUUACUUAAAAAGAAAACAGUUUGGUACAUAAUAUGCAGAGCUAUUCGAGAAAAAGCUCGUAGUUUUGGUGCUGCUGUCAUCAAGAACAAAAGUAGUUAUUCUGAUUCUAAAGCUAGAUCACAGGUAGAAAAACGGCUGAAAGAUAUACAAGAAUGGCUUGGGUUGAGUGAUUCAGUAAUAGCCCAGUGGAAGGAACUAGGAAUUGCCUUCAUUUCAUGGUGCAUCAAGCAGAUAGAAGCUGGUAUAUAUUCAAUGGAGGAUAUAGCAGAUAGAUUCCCUAUCAUUUGGAAAGAACAUUUAGAAACAAGUCAAAGCUCAGAUCAGAUCAAUGUAGACCAUGUAGAAUGUGAUGAAGUAACAGACUUAAUGGCAGCUGCUUCUAUUUAAUACGGACUAUUAUUUCACAUAUUGACUAAAGCAUAACGGCUACUCCUACACUUAUUUUAAGGUUUUACUUUGCUUGAAAGAAUGAUAUAGCCAGUUAUCAAGACAAUCACAAACUGGCCUAGUUCAGAUUUUAAAUCACUUGCUUUAUAAAUAUCCGUAAAUAUAGCUCAAAUUAACACCAUAAAGCCGGUUGUUGUUUUACAUUUUAUUAGAAAGUUCAAGUUAUCUUUACUGUAUUUAUUUAUUACUCUUAACUAAACUCUUCUCAAUGUUAUUCAAACGGGUGUUGUAUUUUCACAGCCUGAAACUGGCCUUUACAAAAUUCAA
Molecule: messenger RNA, 1877 nt
Organism: Physella acuta
Lineage: Eukaryota; Metazoa; Mollusca; Gastropoda; Physidae
Source: RefSeq, a predicted model, not a curated record